Molecule: messenger RNA, 2685 nt
Organism: Amorphotheca resinae ATCC 22711
Lineage: Eukaryota; Fungi; Ascomycota; Leotiomycetes; Helotiales; Amorphothecaceae
Exons: 2
Coding region: 48-2408 (786 amino acids)
Biological process (GO): mRNA splicing, via spliceosome
Cellular component (GO): Prp19 complex; spliceosomal complex
Source: RefSeq, a predicted model, not a curated record
CUUGGACGACCACAACCUACAAACCGCAACUAUAUCAAACCGCCAUCAUGCCUGUUGUCAAGGGAGGUGUUUGGUCGAAUAUCGAAGAUGAAAUCUUGAAAGUUGCGGUCUCCAAGUACGGUCUCAAUCAAUGGGCUCGUGUCUCGUCGCUCCUCGCGCGGAAAACUCCAAAGCAAUGCAAAGCACGAUGGAACGAAUGGCUGGAUCCAGGUAUUCGCAAGGUUGAAUGGAGUAAGGAGGAGGACGAGAAACUGUUGCAUCUUGCAAAGUUGAUGCCAACGCAAUGGCGCACCAUCGCACCGCUCGUAGGACGAACAGCUACCCAAUGUCUUGAACGGUACCAGAAGCUUCUCGAUGAAGCCGAACAGAAGGAAGCUGGAGAGUUAGGCCUUGGGGGUCCAGACGGAGGUGAAACCAAAGCGCCGACUGCAGAUGACGUUCGACGACUUCGACCCGGCGAAGUUGACCCAGAUCCCGAAUCAAAACCUGCGCGACCCGACACCGUCGACCUUGACGAAGAUGAGAAAGAAAUGCUGAGCGAAGCUCGAGCCCGUCUCGCAAAUACACAGGGCAAGAAGGCGAAACGAAAAGCUCGUGAGCGUCAGCUGGAGGAAUCACGUAGAUUGGCUGUUUUACAGAAGCGUCGAGAGCUCAAAAAUGCCGGCAUCAACAUCAAGGUGGUCAACCGAAAGAAAGGUGAAAUGGAUUACAAUGCCGACAUUCCAUUUGAGAAGAAGGCCGCACCUGGAUUCUACGAGACCGAGGAAGAGGCUAUCAGGAACGAGAAAGAGCGAGAAGCCUUUGAUCCUCGGAAGCAACAGCUUGCCAACAAACGCAAAGGAGACCAGGAGGAAGAUCCGGACCGAAAGCGACAGAAGAAUGAAAAGAAUUCGCCUUCAGCGUCCUAUGCUGCGGCCAUGAAAGCAGGACAAAUGCAGAAGAUCCGGGAGGCAGAACAAAGUAGUAAAAGAAGGGCUUUGGUCUUACCGGCGCCACAGGUUGGUGAAGGGGAACUAGAAGAGAUUGUCAAGAUGGGGAUGAUUGGAGAAAGAGCCAAUCUUAUCGCCAGAUCUAGUGAAAAUGAUGCUACCAGAGGGCUCGUCAACACCUACUCCACUAUCAACACCGGAGCUCCUAUACGAACGCCUAGAGCCCCAGCCCAGGAAGACUACAUCGCCAAUGAGAUUAGAAAUAUCAAAGCUUUGACGGAAACUCAAUCAUCGCUAUUGGGUGGAGAGAAUACCCCCCUUCAUGAAGGUGCUGGCAGCACAGGCUUUGAUGGAGUGACUCCGCGAAAACAUCAGAUUGAGACACCAAAUCCAAUGGCGACUCCUUUUCGCCAAGCUGGUGGCGUUAGCGCAACUCCAAUGGGCCCUCCAACGUUACCAGGAGCAACUCCAAUGCGGACUCCUCGUGAUAGCUUUGCCCUCAACACAGAUAGAGAAAUGCAAAUGGUUGGCAGUACACCUAGAGACCUUAAAUUACGAGAGAUGGCGAUGAAACAGCAAUUAAAGCAAGGUCUAGCUUCACUUCCAAAGCCGAAGGAUACGGAGUGGGAAUUGGAAUUACCAGAAGAGCAGCAGGAGUCCAUCCGAGCGGAGGAGCUCUCGGAAGAGGACGCAGAAAUCCGAGAUCGUCGAGAACGGCAAAUUCGAGAAGCUCAAGAAAAGCUGGACUUUCGGAGACGGACUCAAGCCGUACAACGAAAUCUUCCUCGACCUUCCACUGUCGAUAUUGAUGCUCUCCUCAAGAGUGCAUCAGAAAUUUCGGAUCCAAUUGAGGGUGCUAUUGAACAAGAAGCUGCCUUAUUAAUAGCAAAUGAUGCUCUUAAAUACCCACCGCCAGGUGCUAAAGUCAGGGGUAGCUCAAAGGGCAUCGAGACCUUCGAAGAUGACGCACUUGAGAACGCGCGUUUGAUGAUCGCCCUGGAAGUACCGAAAGAAUUGGCUGAAAAGGGAACUACAGCAUUUCAAGCUGCUUGGGCUGAUGCCCAUAAAUCUUCACUGCUGCCUGGGUUGAGUGCCUAUGGAGACGACGAUGAAAUCGAUGAACACCAGAUGCUAGUUGAAGCUUUCGAUAACGUUCAAGACUCGAUUGUAUCGGCCGCAGAGAAAGGCAACAAGAUGGAGAAGAAACUUGCUUUACAUUUGGGAGGUUACCAACAGCGAGCCAAGAUGCUCCGUCAGAAAGUCAGCGAGGCAUCAGAAGCUCUUGGGAAGGCAACCUAUUCCCUCGAUUCGUUCAGAACCUUGCAGAUCUCAGAAGAGGCAGCUAUUGCACGCCGCUUGGAAGGAUUGCGAUCAGAAGUUGAAUUUGUGAGCAGGAGAGAGCGAGAGGCGCAAGACUUGUACAGGGCAAGAAAGGAGGAGCUUACAGGGUUGAGCAAUGGGACAAACGGGUAUCAUUGAAAUAUAAUAAUCUUGGGCAUGUACGAUAAUGAUCCAGAAGGAGUUCUCCGAGAAUGCAUCUAUUUGGAGGGUUGAGCCUUGUUUCCUUCGCGCUUACUCGUCUCGUAUUCUCAACAUAAUCAUCCAUCAUGAACCGUACCCAAAGGGUGGUACCCCAAAACCCCUGAAUUGAAAAGACCAGGCCCUAUCUUAAAUGAAUAAAUGCAAGAUCCGCUCUAUAUCUUCAGGCAUUAUGCCCAAGGCUCUGCACCGUACCCGCCAAAAUCCCCGCGCCAAU